AGCCGCGCCGAGGCUUCAGAGGAGGAGAGCUGUUUAUUUAGCUGCUGAAUGAAGGAGAGGAUGAACACCAGGAGAGGAACCACCCGGUAAAUCAAUGACCUGGGCUUAUUCGACCGCACACAAACGGUUGUGGACCUUACCUGAUUCUGAGCUGACCUAAAAGGGAUAAUUAAUCCAAGGCCUGGAUUCCUCAGUAACAAUGGCUCCUGCAGCACCGUCCGUCCCUACAUCUGCCUUCAUCUCUCUCCAGCCAUCCCGUUCUUCAUCGUCUUCGCUUUUCUUCCUCCUCACCUCCCUCUUUGUCCUACUCUCCUGCCCUGCUCCAGUCCAUGCAGAUUCUUCAGGGAACUGUACGGCCAGUGGAGACCCCUGUCAGGAAGGAGUCGUACUUCCUGUGUGGAAUCCCCAGAAUCCCUCUGUGGGAGAUAAAGUGGCCCGGGCUAUUGUCUACUUUGUGGCACUUAUUUAUAUGUUCCUGGGCAUGAGUAUUAUAGCGGACCGGUUCAUGUCAUCCAUAGAGGUCAUAACAUCCCAAGAAAAAGAGAUAACCAUAAAAAGGCCAAACGGUGAGACCACAACAACCACGGUCAGAAUCUGGAACGAAACUGUCUCUAAUCUCACUCUGAUGGCUUUGGGUUCGAGUGCUCCAGAGAUUCUGCUGUCUGUUAUUGAGGUUUGUGGUCACGGCUUUGAGGCCGGGUCACUUGGUCCUAGUACAAUCGUGGGCAGCGCCGCCUUCAACAUGUUCAUUAUCAUUGCCCUCUGCGUGUACGUGGUUCCCGACGGAGAGACCAGAAAGAUCAAACACCUUCGGGUGUUUUUUGUCACAGCAGCUUGGAGUGUCUUUGCCUAUAUCUGGCUCUAUUUGAUUCUGAGUGUUAUUUCACCUGGAGAGGUUGAGGUGUGGGAGGCUGUACUCACCUUCCUCUGCUUCCCUCUCUGCGUCGUACAAGCCUGGGUGGCUGACCGACGGCUUCUCUUCUACAAGUAUGUCCGCAAGCGUUACCGUGCAGACAAGCACCGCGGUAUCAUCAUUGAGACAGAAGGGGAUGGAGGGAUCGGAGGCAUGGAUGGAGGUGGAGGAGCGCUGGGUCCAGGUGGAUUCACCAAGAUGGAUAUGCUGGAGCUAGAUGGACAGAUUGCUCUGAACUGCCACAGUGGGAUGGACGGAGGAAUGAUGGUAGAGGGGGGAAAGGAUGAGGAUGAUGAAGCAAGGAGAGACAUGGCGAGGACACUGAAGGAGCUGAAGCAGAGGCACCCAGACAAGGACAUGGAGCAGCUGAUUGAGAUGGCUAAUUAUCAGGUUCUGAUGCAGCAGCAAAAGAGCAGAGCAUUUUACCGCAUCCAGGCAACCAGGAUGAUGAUCGGAGCAGGGAACAUACUGAAGAAGCACGCCGCUGAUCAGGCUCGCAAGGUAGUGAGCAGCAAUGAGACUCAGACUCAGGAAGACGACCCUCACACCAUUAGGAUGGAGUUCGAACCCUCUUUAUACCAGUGCUUUGAAAACUGCGGCUCCCUGAAUCUUACAGUUGCCAGACAUGGAGGAGACCCUGGAGUUACUGUCAAAGUGGAUUAUCGCACAGAGGACGGUACAGCUAACGCAGGCUCAGAUUAUGAGUUUGCUGAAGGAACACUACUGUUUAAGCCUGGAGAGACCCUCAAAGAGAUUACUGUCGGCGUCAUUGACGAUGACAUCUUUGAGGAGGAUGAGUACUUCUACGUUCACCUCAGUAACCCUCGUGUUGUGGGCUGUCCUGAGAUAGGCACCGCCCCAGUGGAUUCCACCCUUCACCCGAAAGCCGUGCUUGGAGAUAACCACACAGCAACAGUCACCAUCUAUGAUGACGACCACGCAGGCAUCUUUACAUUCGAAAGUGCCAGUCAGAGGGUGAGUGAAAGCGUAGGUGUGAUGGAGGUGAAGGUCAUGCGCACGUCGGGGGCCCGGGGUCUGGUAGCUGUCCCUUAUCGGACCGUGGAUGGAACCGCCAAAGGAGGGGAGGACUAUGAAAUGGCUGCCGGAAAGCUGCAGUUUCAGAAUGAUGAGACCAUGAAGGUAAUUGAGGUGAAAAUUAUUGAUGAUGAAGAGUAUGAGAAGAACAAGACCUUCACAAUUGAGCUUGGGGAGCCUAUUCUACUGGAGAUAGGACAGAAACACGGUGACUCUAACGAGAACAAACCAUUGGUGGGAGCAGAGGAGGAAGAGGUGGCCAAGAUGGGCUGUCCCAGUCUGGGCGAACACACACAACUGGAAGUGAUCAUAGAGGAAUCCUACGAGUUUAAGAAAGCAGUAAACACUCUUCUUAGACGUACUGAAAAGAAUACAGUAGAUAAGCUGAUCAAGAAGACAAACCUGGCCUUGGUGGUGGGAAGCAGCAGCUGGAGGGAGCAGUUUGUCAGUGCCGUUACUGUUAGUGCAGGGGACGAUGAUGAGGAAGAGAGUGGUGAAGAACGGCUACCUUCCUGCUUCGACUACAUCAUGCACUUCCUCACGGUUUUCUGGAAGGUCCUGUUCGCCUUUGUCCCGCCCACCGAGUACUGGAAUGGCUGGGCCUGCUUCUUUGUCUCCAUAUCAUUGAUCGGGGUUCUCACCGCCGUCACCGGGGAUCUGGCAUCGCACUUCGGCUGCACAAUAGGACUAAAGGACUCUGUGACGGCUGUGGUUUUUGUUGCUUUGGGGACAUCGGUACCAGAUACUUUUGCCAGUAAGGUCGCAGCCAUCCAGGACCAGUACGCCGACGCCUCCAUUGGAAACGUCACUGGCUCCAACGCCGUCAACGUCUUCUUGGGCAUUGGUGUGGCGUGGACCAUCGCUGCCCUCGCCUGGCGCUCUAAGGGCGAGCCUUUUAGGGUGGACCCGGGAAACCUGGCCUUUUCUGUCACCCUCUUCACCAUCAUGGCUGUGUUGUGCGUCCUAACCCUUCUCUACCGCCGCCGGCCAACCGUGGCUGGAGGCGAGCUGGGUGGGCCGCGGACUUGCAAGUUGCUAACAUCACUGCUGUUCGUCUCGAUGUGGCUGAUUUACAUCCUUUUGGCUUCCAUGGAGGCCUACUGCCAUUUACCAGGGUUUUAGAGGCAGGAAGAUACAGACCUAAUGCUGGUUUUAAGGAGGUGGAAGACCUUAAAACCCUCUCUGAAAAGGGAUUUAAUGUCAUUCAAUUCUAUAUUUUCCUUAAAUAAAAUGAGUGUACAUCCUCAUGAGAAAGGUUAACUCCCUCCUACAACGUUGAGGCUAAUUAUUCUUGUCUUUGAACCAUAAACACCCUCCAGUGUGUCAAGGAAAACCUUGAAACAGUGAUUGUUUUAUCACCAGAGGAUUGCUGUUCACUUUAAAGCCGAAACCAGCUCCAGAGGAGAUAAUCAGCAGAGUUUUAAAGAAAAACAAAGCAGAGUUGAGAGGAUGAAGGUCGAAGAUAUAUCUACAGCAGUCACCUACAAAACCAGAAAAGAAAAAGACUUGCGGCAGCAGAAUAAAAAAAGGGACUAAAGAGGUUAGAGGAGAUAAACUGAGCAGCUGGAAACCUCACCAACCUUUCCCUCCACCCUCCGUCUUUACAGCACCUUGCAAAAUGCAUACCCAUUGAAUCUUUUUUUCACAUUUUCUCACAUUACGAUAUUUCUCACAAAACUUCAACCCCUUAUAUUUUUUAUAUGACUGAAGUCAAAGGAAAAAACAAAUCUCAGCGUUUACAUUUUGGCAUAAAGAUAUUUGAAAAGUGUGGCAUGCAUUUGUAUUCACACUCAUUGAUAAAUACUGUGCAGAACAAUAAUAAGCUGCAAUUACCAUAGAUAAAACCUACUCGUAAUAAAUGCAGAGCAUCCAUAGACAACAGAUCCAAGAUUAGGUUUAGCUGUGCCCUUGGACUUGGCAGUCUUAACAAGAACAACAAAAUUAUUAUUUUUAUCCUCCACCAUUAACUUCUUGGCUGCUUCUCUGAUUGAUGUAAUCCAUCCUGAUGACGGCCUUGAUUCAAAUGAAACAAAUGCAUAGCACACUUUAGAGAUAAUUAUGUUUAAAAGGAAUUAAAUCCAUGCAUCAAUAAUAAUCUAUUUUGUUGUUCUAUGGCAUUAAAUCCCACUAAAACACACAAAGUUUACACCUGUAAUGGGAUAAAGUGUAAAAAAGUUCAAGAGGUAUGAAUAGUUGCACUGUACUGGAUCCUCCAGUCAUUAUUGAUGAACUCUAUCUUUACUUCUAACAUUAAUCGCCUUUUUCUCCUCCAUACACUCAAAAUUGCUGGGCCAGGGGGAGUUGCUGCACUAUAACCUGCCAGCGAGGUAAUAAAUUAACCAUCCUCUUUCCC
This is a messenger RNA of Cyprinodon variegatus (sheepshead minnow), 4301 nucleotides long. RefSeq names its product sodium/calcium exchanger 1-like (gene slc8a4b). Lineage: Eukaryota; Metazoa; Chordata; Actinopteri; Cyprinodontiformes; Cyprinodontidae. The record is from RefSeq and is a predicted model, not a curated record. Gene Ontology annotation, biological process: cell communication; calcium ion import across plasma membrane; sodium ion transmembrane transport. Gene Ontology annotation, molecular function: calcium:sodium antiporter activity. The coding region runs from base 200 to 3070 and encodes 956 amino acids. Gene Ontology annotation, cellular component: sarcolemma; postsynapse; axon. The transcript has 17 exons.